Molecule: messenger RNA, 7763 nt
Organism: Lagopus leucura (white-tailed ptarmigan)
Lineage: Eukaryota; Metazoa; Chordata; Aves; Galliformes; Phasianidae
Product: myosin-7-like
Exons: 45
Coding region: 715-6792 (2025 amino acids)
Cellular component (GO): myosin complex
Molecular function (GO): ATP binding; cytoskeletal motor activity; actin filament binding
Source: RefSeq, a predicted model, not a curated record
CUUUGCACAAGUCCAGACACGAUGCUGGUGACCAACAACCCUGUGACUGUCUUUGUCUCUCAAGGAGAGACCAUGGUGGCAUCCAUUGAUGAUGGCAAAGAGCUGUUCGCCACAGACAUGAGUUGGAGGACUACAGACAGUGUGGGGAACUGCCAGCAGAAGAUCCCAUCCCAGAUUUUCCCCAUUUCUCUCUAUAGAGUGCUUUCAGUGUGUCAGACUUUACCCCAGAGGAGAACUCCAUCUGCAAGCUGAUGGGCACCAUGCUGCUCUUCGGCAACGUGAAAUUCAAGGAGAAACAGUGGGAGGAACAAACAGAGCCAGAUGGCACUGAAGAGGUGGACAAGUCAGCCUACCUAAUGGCUCUGAACUCAGCCAACCAUGCCACCCCUGAGUGAGAGUGGGCAACAAGUAUGUCUCCAAGGAGCAGAGUGUCCAGCAGGUGAUCUACUCCACUGGGGCUCUGGCCAAGGCCGUCUCUGAGAAGAUGUUCAACUGGAUGGUGGUUAGGAUCAACAGCUCACUGGAGACCAAACAGCCUCAUCAAUACUUCACUGGUGUCCUGGACUUUUCUCCCUUGAGAUCUUCAGUGUGAGGCCCUGGGAAGCUGCUAUGGGGCUGAGCAAUUUGGGAGAGACUGGGGACCAUGAGUUGACCAUGAGUUCUUCACUAUGAGAGUGUUCAACAGCUUUGAGCAGCUCUGCAUCAUCUCCACCAAUGAGAAGCUGCAGCAGUUCUUCAACCACCACAUGUUUGUGCUGGAGCAGGAAGAGUACAAGAAGGAGGGCAUCGAGUGGGAGUUCAUUGAUUUUGGCAUGGCCCUGCAGGCCUGCAUUGGUCUCAUCGAGAAGCAAGGUUUUCCUCUCAGCAGCCCGUGGGGAUCAUGUCCAUCCUGGAGGAGGAGUGCAUGUUCCCCAGGCUUCAGACAUGAUCUUCAAGGCCAAACUUUGGGCACUACAGAUCUGUUCCUGUUUCCUGUGUCAGAGCCAGAGACUGAAGAUGGAGGCAGCGCUGGGUGUGGCUGCCCCCUUCCUGCGUGCCCCCGAGGGGUCCCGUCCAACCCCACCAGCUGACACUCGAGGGCUCUGCUUCGUGCCCCACCCCCAGCUUGAGUUCGUCCGUGGCCGCAUCACCGCCCGGGCAGGGAAUGGGGUCACCGUCACCACGGAGAUGGGGGAGACCCUGACAGUGCCUGAGGCCGACGUGCACCCCCAAAACCCCCCAAAAUUUGACCGCAUUGAGGACAUGGCCAUGCUGACGUUCCUUCAUGAGCCCGCCGUUCUCUACAAUCUCAAGGAGCGCUAUGCUUCCUGGAUGAUAUAUACCUAUUCGGGGCUCUUUUGUGUCACCGUCAACCCAUACAAGUGGCUUCCAGUCUACAAUGCUGAGGUGGUGGCUGCCUACCGGGGCAAGAAGCGGACUGAAGUCCCACCCCAUAUCUUCUCCAUCUCAGAUAAUGCAUACCAGAACAUGCUGACAGAUCGUGAGAACCAGUCCAUCCUCAUCACUGGAGAAUCCGGAGCGGGGAAGACUGUUAACACAAAGAGGGUCAUCCAGUACUUUGCCAGCAUUGCUGCCAUUGGUGACCGCAAAAAGGAGGUAGCAAAUAGCAGCAAGGGGACCCUGGAGGAUCAAAUCAUCCAGGCCAACCCUGCCUUGGAGGCCUUCGGCAAUGCCAAGACUGUCCGCAAUGACAACUCUUCUCGAUUUGGGAAGUUCAUCCGAAUCCACUUUGGGGCUACUGGGAAGUUGGCAUCAGCCGAUAUCGAGACUUACCUCCUGGAGAAGUCCCGAGUCAUCUUCCAGCUGAAGGCUGAGCGGAACUACCACAUCUUCUACCAGAUCCUCUCCAACAAGAAGCCUGAGCUUCUGGAGAUGCUACUUAUCACCAACAACCCUUAUGACUACAGUUACGUAUCCCAAGGAGAGGUGACUGUGGCCUCCAUUGAUGACUCGGAAGAGCUGUUGGCAACCGAUAGUGCUUUCGAUGUCCUGGGCUUCACUGCUGAGGAGAAGGCUGGUGUUUACAAGCUGACGGGUGCCAUCAUGCACUUCGGCAAUAUGAAGUUCAAGCAGAAGCAACGGGAGGAGCAGGCGGAGCCAGAUGGCACCGAAGAUGCCGACAAGUCGGCUUACCUGAUGGGGCUAAACUCAGCCGACCUCCUCAAGGGGCUGUGCCAUCCCCGGGUGAAGGUGGGCAAUGAAUAUGUCACCAAGGGACAGAGCGUCCAGCAAGUCUACUACUCUAUUGGGGCUCUGGCCAAGGCCGUCUAUGAGAAAAUGUUCAACUGGAUGGUGGUCAGGAUCAACAACUCACUGGAGACCAAACAGCCUCGUCAAUACUUCAUUGGUGUCCUGGAUAUUGCUGGCUUCGAGAUCUUCGAUUUCAACAGCUUUGAGCAGCUCUGUAUUAACUUCACCAAUGAGAAGCUGCAGCAGUUCUUCAACCACCACAUGUUUGUGCUGGAGCAGGAAGAGUACAAGAAGGAGGGCAUCGAGUGGGAGUUCAUUGAUUUUGGCAUGGACCUCCAGGCCUGCAUUGAUCUAAUUGAGAAGCCCAUGGGGAUCAUGUCCAUCCUGGAGGAGGAGUGCAUGUUCCCCAAAGCUUCAGACAUGACCUUCAAGGCCAAACUCUUUGACAACCACUUGGGCAAAUCGGCCAAUUUUGGGAAACCCAGGAAUGUCAAAGGGAAGGCGGAAGCCCACUUCUCACUCAUCCACUACGCGGGCACAGUGGACUACAAUAUCAUCGGUUGGUUGGAGAAGAACAAGGAUCCCCUCAAUGAGACAGUGGUGGGGCUCUACCAGAAGUCAUCCCUCAAGCUGCUGGCCAGUCUCUUCUCCAACUAUGCUGGGGCAGAUGCUGGUGGUGACAGUGGAAAGGGGAAAGGAGCCAAGAAGAAAGGUUCCUCCUUCCAGACUGUCUCAGCCCUGCACCGGGAGAACCUCAACAAGCUGAUGGCCAACCUCAAGACAACCCAUCCCCACUUUGUCCGCUGCCUCAUCCCUAAUGAGAGGAAGGAGCCAGGUGUGAUGGACAACCCACUGGUGAUGCAUCAGCUCCGCUGCAAUGGGGUGCUAGAGGGCAUCCGCAUCUGCCGCAAGGGUUUCCCCAACCGCAUCCUCUAUGGGGACUUCCGCCAACGGUACCGUAUCCUGAACCCCACAGCCAUCCCUGAGGGGCAAUUCAUUGACAGCCGCAAGGGCGCUGAGAAGCUCCUGGGAUCCCUUGACAUUGACCAUAACCAGUACAAAUUUGGGCACACCAAGGUCUUCUUCAAGGCUGGGCUGCUGGGGCUGUUGGAGGAGAUGCGGGAUGAGCGCCUCUCCCUCAUCAUCACCCGCAUCCAAGCUCAAGCCCGGGGCCAGCUCAUGCGCAUUGAGUUCAAGAAGAUUCUGGAGCGCCGGGAUGCACUCUUGGUAAUCCAGUGGAACAUCCGGGCCUUCAUGGGGGUGAAGAACUGGCCAUGGAUGAAGCUCUACUUCAAGAUCAAGCCCCUGCUGAAGAGCGCUGAGACUGAGAAGGAGAUGCAGACAAUGAAGGAGGAAUUUGGGCAUCUGAAGGAAGCCUUGGAGAAGUCAGAGGCACGUCGGAAGGAACUGGAGGAGAAGAUGGUUUCCAUGCUGCAGGAGAAGAAUGACCUCCAGUUGCAAGUGCAGGCCGAACAAGACAAUCUCGCUGAUGCUGAGGAGCGCUGUGAUCAGCUGAUCAAGAACAAGAUCCAGCUGGAGGCCAAAGUGAAGGAGAUGACAGAGAGGCUAGAGGAAGAAGAAGAGAUGAACGCCGAGCUGACAGCCAAGAAGAGGAAGCUUGAGGAUGAGUGUUCAGAGCUUAAGAAGGACAUUGAUGACCUGGAGCUGUCUUUGGCCAAGGUGGAGAAGGAGAAACAUGCCACAGAGAACAAGGUCAAGAACCUUACAGAGGAGAUGGCCGGGCUGGAUGAGAACAUCACCAAGCUGACCAAAGAGAAGAAGACCCUGCAGGAGUCUCACCAGCAAACCCUGGAUGACCUGCAGGCUGAGGAAGACAAGGUCAACACUUUGGCGAAGGCCAAAGUGAAGCUGGAACAGCAAGUGGAUGAUCUGGAGAGCUCACUGGAACAGGAGAAGAAGAUACGGAUGGACCUGGAGCGAGCCAAGAGGAAGCUGGAAGGUGACUUGAAGCUAGCUCAGGAGAGUGUUAUGGACCUGGAGAAUGACAAGCAGCAGCUGGAGGAGAGACUGAAAAAGAAAGACUUUGAACUCAACACACUCAACACUCGAAUUGAGGAUGAGCAAGCAAUUGCUGCUCAGCUCCAGAAGAAGCUGAAAGAGCUUCAGGCACGGAUUGAGGAGCUGGAGGAGGAACUAGAGGCGGAGCGGACGGGCCGGGCUAAGGUGGAGAAGCUGCGCUCAGAGCUGCUGCAGGAACUGGAGGAGACCAGUGAGCGGCUGGAGGAGGCAGGCGGUGCCACUUCGGUGCAGCUUGAGCUUAACAAGAAGCGGGAAGCUGAAUUCCAGAAGCUACGGAGGGACCUGGAGGAGGCCACAUUGCAGCACGAGGCCACGGCUGCCGCACUGCGCAAGAAGCACGCCGACAGUGUGGCUGAGCUGAGUGAGCAGCUCGACAACCUGCAGCGUGUCAAGCAGAAACUGGAGAAGGAGAAGAGUGAGCUCAAGCUGGAGCUGGAUGAUGUCAGCUCCAACACGGAGCAGCUCAUCAAGGCCAAGGCCACCCUGGAGAAGAUGUGCCGCACCAUGGAGGACCAGAUGAAUGAGCACCGCAGCAAGUUGGAGGAGGCUCAGCGCACUGUCACUGACCUCAGCACCCAGCGAGCCAAGCUCCAGACAGAGAAUAGCGAGCUCUCAAGGCAGCUGGAGGAGAAGGAAGCUUUCAUCAACCAGCUGACACGAGGGAAACUCACCUACACUCAGCAGCUGGAGGACCUCAAGAGGCAGCUGGAGGAGGAAGCCAAGGCCAAGAACGCGUUGGCCCACGCCCUCCAAUCAGCCCAGCAUGACUGUGACCUGCUGCGAGAGCAGUACGAGGAGGAGAUGGAGGCCAAGGCGGAGCUCCAGCGUGCUCUCUCCAAGGCCAACUCUGAGGUGGCCCAAUGGAGGACCAAGUACGAGACUGACGCCAUCCAACGCACAGAGGAGCUGGAGGAGGCCAAGAAGAAGCUGGCACAACGACUUCAGGAAGCUGAGGAGGCUGUGGAGGCGGUCAAUGCCAAGUGCUCCUCCUUGGAAAAGACCAAGCACCGGCUGCAAAAUGAGAUUGAGGACUUGAUGGCGGAUGUAGAGAGGUCAAAUGCAGCAGCUGCUGCUCUGGACAAGAAGCAGAGGAACUUUGACAAGAUCUUGUUGGAAUGGAAGCAGAAGUUUGAGGAGUCGCAAACAGAGCUGGAGGCAUCACAGAAGGAGGCUAGGUCCCUCAGCACUGAGCUCUUCAAGCUGAGGAAUGCCUACGAGGAAUCACUGGAGCACCUGGAGACCUUCAAGAGGGAGAAUAAGAACCUCCAAGAGGAGAUCUCGGACCUCACAGAGCAGCUGGGAGCCAGCCAAAAAUCCAUCCAUGAGCUGGAGAAAGUCCGGAAGCAACUGGAUGCCGAGAAGCUGGAGCUGCAAGCAGCACUGGAGGAGGCAGAGGCAUCUCUCGAGCAUGAGGAAGGGAAAAUCCUGAGGGCCCAGCUAGAGUUUAAUCAAGUGAAGGCUGACUAUGAACGCAAGCUUGCUGAGAAGGAUGAGGAGACGGAGCAAGCCAAACGCAACCACCUGCGGGUGGUGGACUCACUGCAGACCUCACUGGAUGCAGAGACACGAAGCCGAAAUGAAGCCCUGAGGCUGAAGAAGAAGAUGGAGGGUGACCUCAAUGAGAUGGAGAUCCAGCUGAGUCAUGCCAACCGUACGGCAACUGAGGCCCAGAAGCAAGUCAAGGCACUGCAGGGCUAUCUCAAGGACACCCAAUUACAGCUGGAUGAUGCUGUACGAGCUAAUGAGGACCUGAAAGAGAAUAUUGCCAUUGUGGAGCGGAGGAACAACCUCCUCCAGUCGGAGCUGGAGGAGCUGCGGGCUAUGGUGGAGCAGAGCGAGAGGGCUCGCAAAUUGGCUGAGCAGGAACUGAUUGAGGCCAGUGAGCGGGUCCAGCUUCUCCACUCCCAGAACACCAGCCUCAUCAACCAGAAGAAGAAGAUGGAGGCCGACAUCUCCCAGCUGCAGACAGAGGUGGAAGAAGCCAUCCAGGAGUGCCGGAAUGCCGAGGAAAAAGCCAAGAAAGCCAUCACUGAUGCGGCCAUGAUGGCGGAGGAGCUGAAGAAGGAGCAGGACACAAGUGCCCACUUGGAGAGGAUGAAGAAGAACAUGGAGCAGACUGUCAAGGACCUCCAGCUGAGGCUGGACGAGGCUGAGCAGCUGGCCCUCAAGGGAGGCAAGAAGCAGCUGCAGAAGUUGGAGGUUCGGGUGCGGGAGCUGGAGAAUGAGCUGGAGGCCGAGCAGAAGCGCAACGCUGAGAGCAUCAAGGGACUCCGCAAGUCAGAGAGGCGUGUCAAGGAGCUCAGCUACCAGACAGAGGAGGACCGGAAGAACAUGGUGAGGCUGCAGGAUCUGGUGGACAAGCUGCAGCUGAAGGUGAAGGCCUAUAAGAGGCAGGCAGAGGAGGCGGAAGAGCAGGCCAACUCCAACCUGGCCAAGUUCCGCAAGGUGCAGCACGAGCUGGAUGAGGCAGAGGAACGUGCCGACAUGGCUGAGUCCCAGGUUAACAAGCUGCGGGCACGGAGCCGUGACAUUGGUGCCAAGAAGGGACUCAAUGAGGAAUGAAAGCCCCAGAUGCUCUGCCUUCCGGCCCCAACCUCUGACCAAUUCCCUUUGGAUCUCCCAACUCUCCUGCUUUCAGCCAAUAAAAAUUGUUGAGCAGCAGCAGCUGCAUGUGUGGGGCAGGGCUUGGUGUGGGAUAGGGCUUAGUGUGGGUAGCGCAAUGGGGUUGGUGUGGGAGCCAUGGAGAUGGAGAGUGGCCAUGAGUGUGAGAUGGCCACUCAGGCUAUCCCACAAUGCCGUGCAUUUUGUCUCAUGGUGAGUGAACCUCAACGCAACUGGCUGUGGGGCACUAUGGGUUGCUACAGCACAGUAUGUUCCCCUAUGCACUUCUAUGGGUCCCUGCAGGUCCCUGUGUGACAGUGUGUCAUUAUCGCUCCCAUAUGGGUCUCUAUUUGUUCCCUUUGGCUCCCUGUGGUUCUUAUAUGGCUCUAUUGGGUUCUAUGACUCUGUGUGAUGUUCUUGUGGUUCUCUAUGGGUGCUGUGGGUUCUGCCUCUGACAGACUGUGGGAACGGACCACCCCCGUGGCCCCACCCCAGGAAUUUGUCACUUGCCAAGGACAAAGAAGAGACAAAGAGGCAGAGGUGGGGCCAGGUGAUAAGGAGGUCAGAAAUAGCCCCAUCCUUCUCCUCCUGUCUGCAGCGGGAAGUGGUGGCUAUGGUGUGUACUGUAGAGCCCCAUAGGGAUCCACAGAACCCAUUGCUUAUAGGCAAAGCAGAAGCUUAUGGGGCAUAGCUUACAGGGCAAAGCUGUGGGGGUUAUGGGACAGAGCUUAUAGGGCAGAGGUGGCUCUAUUGGAUACAAUGGGUGCUGUCGGGAGAACUGGGAAACAUAGGGCAGAGUGUAGCAUCUAUGUGACACAAUUUCAUGUAGGUUUCUCCAAAAGUAAUGCUUCCUGGGUAUUUUCAUGGAAACGACACCAGAUACAAAGAGCACAAUAACACUAUUUAAUAAAGCAACAUCGUCACCACCAUUA